Molecule: messenger RNA, 1673 nt
Organism: Dinoponera quadriceps
Lineage: Eukaryota; Metazoa; Arthropoda; Insecta; Hymenoptera; Formicidae
Product: THUMP domain-containing protein 3-like
Exons: 7
Coding region: 63-1652 (529 amino acids)
Biological process (GO): tRNA methylation
Molecular function (GO): tRNA (guanine) methyltransferase activity; RNA binding
Source: RefSeq, a predicted model, not a curated record
GCCGGUAGACCGGUUGAUGCGAGGUUGUUACGUUGAAUUGUUUGAGCUCGCCUGCGAUCGCGAUGGAUAAGAUAAAGUGUCUUUUUGACAAGUCAUUAACGAACGACGAUAUCUUCAUGAUCGGCGCUACCGUGGACACAGGUUUCGAGUGGCAGGCGAUUGACGAACACAGGGAGAAAAUUGACGGCGUCUCGGCGGAGGCGAUCAAGGAACGCGGGAGGAUAUAUUUUAACAUAAAGUGGGACCAAUAUGAGAAAGUCCAAGAAAUGAGAUCGAUAGACAAUGUAUUUAUAGUAGCUGAUGUGCAGACUGUUGCUUUUCACGGGACUGAUAAGAAAGUUGAUUUAGAAUUGUUCAAGGAUGCGGUGCACAAGCAUAUGAAUCUGAAUAAAUGUCUCGAUAUAUGGAAACGGGUGACAUGUUUUAUGGGAAAGCUAUAUCCUACAUUGGAGGAAUAUAAUUCUGCCAAAGAGCAAGCUCCUGUUACCAAAAAUGAAUCAGAGACUACUAAGAAAUCAAAGAUUAUUGGGGAGUCAGAUACUAUUAAUAGAUCAGAGACUGUUAAGGAGUCUGAGACCAUUAAGGAAUCAGAGACCAUUGAGGAGUCAGAGACUAUUAAUGGAUCAGAGACUGUUAAGGAGUCUGAGACCAUUAAGGAAUCAGAGACUAUUGAGGAGCCAGAAACUACUAAGGAGUCAGAUAUCACCAAAGAGUCAGAGAUCACUAAAGAAUCAGAGACUGUCAAGAAGUCAGAAACCACUAAGGAGUCAGGCGUCAUUAAAGAGUCAGAAAAUACUAAGGAGUCCGUGACCACUAAGGGUAGAAAAAGAGGCGUGGAUCCAUCAGAGUCAAAGGAGGACGAUAUACUUAGAUAUAGAGUAACAUGCGAAAGGUUUGGUGAACACAAAUUUGAGUCCACUGAUGUAGCCUAUGUUAUUGGAGGAGAAUUGCAGACCAAAUAUCACUGGGUAGUGGAUCUAUCCAAGUAUCACUUGGAGAUUAUCUGCAAAUUGACAGAACAACAACUGGUGACACUUUUACGUGUGACGCAUAAAUCUAAGCACCGCAGGAAUAUCGUGAGCUUCGGCCCGACCACUCUCAGGUCAACUAUAUGUUACAAUCUAAUAAGACUGGCGAAUCCUAAACCGGGUGAUAUAAUAAUUGACCCGAUGUGUGGGAGCGGAUCUAUUCCUAUAGAGGCGGCAUUGGCUUUUUCGCACUUAUGCAUUCUAUGCGGCGAUAACAACUCCAAAGCUCUGGAGAGAACAAAGUUCAAUAUAAACGGCUCGGCAACGGAAGCCAGAAUAAAUCCCGUGCAAUGGGUGGCUUUGAAUCUACCGCUCAAGGAUUCUUUCGUCGAUAUCAUUGUCACCGAUAUGCCUUUCGGCAAGAGAAGUGGAAAGAGAUCAAAUAACGAGCGUCUUUACAAACAAUUUUUGUUGGAACUCGGCCGUGUGGUUAAACAAUCAUCCGGACGACUGGUUCUGCUCACCCAUGACAAGCGGAGUUUUAAUCAAGCUUACAAGGCAGCGGGUGAUUUGUUCAUUCUAAUGAGAGCAGUCAGUGUGAAGAUAGGAGGCCUUCAAGUCAUAGCCUACGUUUUGAAACGAACGAACGUACAUUAUACACGUUUCAAACUACGACAUUAUUAAUCGAUUGACUUAUGUACCGCU